CGACCCCCAACCGCAGCCAGAACGGGACGCGACAAGCGGCGCGCCGGCGCCACCUCCUCUCAUCCCCAUCCGCCGUCGCCUUCUCAAACUACCGGCUUUCCGUCGCCUUCGCGGCGCUUCUCCCCGCAUCGUUCCACGCACGCACCCACGACGACUCGUCUACGGUCUACCCGGCCGGCGCCGCACGCCGCGCUCCCCUUCCGCCGCGUGCCGCCACGGCCGAGCAAGCUAGCUGGCCCAGCCACCGCCCUUUCAGCCCGGCGUUCCCCCGCAAAGCCACAGCGGCACCGAUAACAACCCGGCAGCGUCGGUAUGCGGCCGCACAGGCUGCCCCCGUGCCUGGCGGUGACGGCGCUGUCAGCGGCGCUGCUGUUCCUGCUCCUGCUGCUCUGCGCCUCCUCCUCACCUCCCCUCUUCGCCUGGCGGUCCUCCUCCGCCUCCCUCGCCGCGCCGCCGCCGCCGCCGCGGGCGGAGUGGGGCCCCGGCCGCCCGCCCUCCUUCGCGUACUGGAUCUCCGGCACGGGCGGGGACGCGCGCCGCAUCCUGCGCCUCCUUCGGGCGGUGUACCACCCGCGCAACCGCUACCUGCUGCACCUCGACGCUGGGGCGGCCGCCGAGGAGCGGGAGGCGCUGGCGCAAGCGGUGAGGCGAGACGAGCCCGCGUGGAAGGAGUUCCGGAACGUCGACGUCGUGGGGGAAGGCUACGCGGUCGACCGGACCGGGUCGUCGGCGCUCGCCGCCGUGCUGCACGGGGCGGCAGUCCUGCUCAGGAUCGGGGCCCACUGGGACUGGCUCGUCACGCUCAGCGCAGAGGACUACCCGCUCGUCACGCAGGACGAUCUCCUUUAUGCCUUUUCUUCUGUGCCAAGGGACCUCAACUUUAUUGAUCACACAAGUGAUCUUGGAUGGAAAAGGCAUGAAAGAUUUGAAAAGAUUAUUGUUGAUCCAAGUCUAUAUAUGGACAGAAACACUGAACCCUUCCCUUCAAAAGAAAUAAGACAAAUGCCUGAUGCAUUCCAGAUAUUCACAGGUUCUCCCUGGGUAAUUCUGAGCAGGAACUUUGCUGAACACUGUGUGCAUGGUUGGGACAACCUACCCCGCAAACUACUUAUGUACUUUGCCAACACAGCUUAUUCCAUGGAGUCCUACUUCCAGACUCUCAUCUGCAACUCUUCCGACUUCCGGAACACAACUGCCAAUGGUGAUCUGCGGUACUUUGUCUGGGAUAACCCUCCAGGCCUCGAUCCACUUGUUCUCAAUGAAUCGCACUUUGGGAACAUGGUGAACAGUGGUGCUGCCUUUGCGAGGCGGUUUGAGGAGGACACACAGGUGCUGAAGAAGCUGGAUGAUGAACUACUAAACCGGUCUCCAGUCCAGUUGGUUCCGGGGGUAUGGUGUCCGAACUUGGGCAAAGAACAGAAUGGGACAGAUGCGGACUCAUGCUCAAAAUGGGGUGAUAUCAAUACUGUCAGACCUGGACGUGGAGGGGAGCGGCUCAGGCAGUUCAUUUCUGAGAUCAGUCAGACAAGAGGGUGCAGCUAGCUGAAUCAGUAUUCGUAUCUAUUGUUCAGGAGGUGAAGUGAUGGAAUUACAAUGAUAGGGAUUUAUCCUACGCGUUGAAGAAAACAGAAGGCACAUGACGGAGUCAUAUGGAAAUGGCAAAAAGGUCUCAGAUUCAGGUGAUGGGCACCCGAUACUGCAUUCCAAAUAUUCAAGGCUGCAUGGUAAGAGCAGUGGUAGUGUUUAUACAGAUUAGGUAAGGUAUACUGUAUACUAGCCGUAGCUGCUUUGCCCUAUUUUUGAUCGUGUAGGUAGGACACAGAAAUAGGAUCUGCUCAUAUACCUUGUUGCAGCACCUUUGUAUAGAUGAUACUUUGAGAUAAGUAUAUAAGUCUGUAUUAUAUUGAUACUGAUAAUGCAGCUCCUUGGUGUGCUCGUGUCAUCGCAUGAGCUCUUUGUAAGGCGAAAAAAUUGUUUAACA
Panicum hallii is the source of this 1981-nucleotide messenger RNA. Its product is annotated as beta-glucuronosyltransferase GlcAT14A-like. The coding region runs from base 313 to 1542 and encodes 409 amino acids. NCBI's taxonomy places the organism in Eukaryota, Viridiplantae, Streptophyta, Magnoliopsida, Poales, Poaceae. Gene Ontology annotation, molecular function: glucuronosyltransferase activity. Gene Ontology annotation, cellular component: membrane. The record is from RefSeq and is a predicted model, not a curated record. The transcript is spliced from 4 exons.